AUGGCUAGAACAUACGAAUGCCCGUACUCACUGGAGAUUCCGGUACAAGAUGUCGCCAGCUUCAUCUUCACGGCAGGCACGCCCGAGAGUCGCCGUCAGCCACAGUAUUUCGACGCAGAGAAGCCUGAGCGGAAUUAUAGCUUGCAGCAAGCGGAGGUUUGGGUGAGGAGGAUCGCCAAGGGGUUGCAGGACCUGGGGCUGCAGGCGGACGACAAGGUGUUUCUGUGCAGUGCCAACUCGUUGUACUUCCCGGUGCUUCUCUGGGCCGUGAUGGCUUCCGGCUGUGUCUUUAGCGGAUGCUCACCCAAUGCCUCAGUCUCUGGCAAGUCCCGCUUGACGCCCUUUCCUUUCCGCUUAUUUCCACUCAACGACUGCGACGCAGAGCUUGUGCUCGCGAACGCUGCAUCCAUGGCCAAAGUCCAAGAAGCCGUGCGUAAAGUCGGAAGACCGGGCCUCCGAGUCUAUGAAUUCACAGAACCUGAUAUUCCCGAUUCCGCAGGGUCAGGAGUGACGCCGUGGACAGACUUUUGGGCUUCAGAGUCCCGAAUAUCCGGAUGGGAUUGGCCAAAAUUGGACACCAAGGAAAAGGCGAUGGCGAAAACGGCGGUGGUCAACUAUUCCAGCGGAACGACAGGUCUCCCCAAGGGGGUUGAGCUCUCCCACUACAAUCUGAUCAGCAACUCGGCCCAGAAUCUCUUCAAGCGUCAGCUCGUCGCAGAUACUCCUGCAGGGCUUGCUCGCAAGAGCCGCCUAGACUCGGCUGGCGAAAGGUGGCUGGCUCCAUUCCCAAUGUUUCACGCCUACGGCCAAAACUACUACUGCCUGAACGCAGCUCGCUGUGGAGCCAAGGUCUUUGUCAUGGGCAAAUACGACUUGGAGCGGUGGCUGACGUACCUGGACAUCUACCGGAUCAACUUCCUGACCGGCACCCCGACCGUGUUUGCUUCCCUCACAAAGUACCCGCACCCGGAAAAGUUCAACCUCAAGGCCGUCGAGUCUGUCAUCAGUGGAUCGGCCCCUUUGAGUGCUGAAAUUGGUCAGCUGGUGGCCAAGCGCUACCUUCGGCCUGGCAUUGUCGUCAAGCAGGGAUGGGGCAUGACAGAAAGUACCUGCACCGCAACGGGAUUUGCUCAGGAUGACGAGGAUGACGGUGCGUCGAUUGGCUGGCUCAGUUCGAAUAUGAGUGCCAAAAUCGUCCCGAUCCCCGGUCGAGACUUUGGACCGUCAGAAGUGACAAAGCGUUAUCCCGUCGGGGAGAUUUGGUUGGCAGGUCCCAAUAUCAUGAAGGGUUACUAUAAGAAGCCACGAGAGACGGCGGCCACUAUAGUCAAUGAGGAUGGAAAACGGUGGUUACGGACAGGCGACAUUGGAUACGUCAAUGACCAGGGUCGAUUCUAUAUCAUUGAUCGCCUGAAGGAAUUGAUCAAGGUCAAAGGAUUCCAGGUCGCCCCUGCUGAGAUUGAACAGAUGCUACUACUACACCCCAGCGUCGCUGAUGCUGCCGUUGUCGGCUUCAAGAUGAACAAUGGAGAGUAUCCCAAAGGCUAUGUGGUCAAGAAACAGCAGGCACGCGACGUCACAGCCGAAGAGCUUCAAGAUUUCAUAAAAGCGCGCCUCUCAAAGGUCAAGUGGCUGACGGCAGGAGUCGAAUUCAUCAACGCCAUUCCCCGCAACAACACGGGAAAAAUAGAAAGACGCAAGUUGAACAGCGGUGAUGGAUCGAGCAUGACUCCGAAACUAUAG
Molecule: messenger RNA, 1743 nt
Organism: Fonsecaea monophora
Lineage: Eukaryota; Fungi; Ascomycota; Eurotiomycetes; Chaetothyriales; Herpotrichiellaceae
Exons: 6
Coding region: 1-1743 (580 amino acids)
Biological process (GO): secondary metabolic process
Molecular function (GO): CoA-ligase activity
Source: RefSeq, a predicted model, not a curated record